Molecule: messenger RNA, 1833 nt
Organism: Clonostachys rhizophaga
Lineage: Eukaryota; Fungi; Ascomycota; Sordariomycetes; Hypocreales; Bionectriaceae
Source: the annotation of a GenBank genome assembly
AUGGCGAGCCCAGAGCCGGCUGUGAUGCAGCUCUGGCGGCGUUUGAGCGACCAGAUCAACGAAAGCCCCUACAAGGAAUCAAUCCCCGUGCAGGUAGUUGUUGCCUUGCUCGCAAUUGUCCUCUUCGGCUCCAUUGCCGGCCUUGCCCGCAAAGCUGCGAAUGCGACGCCCAGACCGACUGUUAUUUACACCAUCCCCCCACCUCGACUGCCCGAGAAGGAGACCAUCGUCGACGAGGCCAAGAUCAAGCUACCAGGUAGCUCGGCUGUGCAAUGCUUCUCGCCUGCCACGGGCCGCUUCCUCGGCCUCAUCAACCCCUCCACGACCGAAGGCAUUGAUCGAGCAAUUGCCGCCGCCGGCAACGCCCAGGAGAAGUUCAAGACCACCACGUUUGAACAGAGGAAGGCCAUCCUGUCCUCUCUGAAGCGCUAUGUCCUCGACAACGCAGAGGAAAUCUGCCGAAUCGCGUGCCUCGACAGCGGGAAGACAAUGGUCGACGCCCAGCUGGGCGAGAUCCUCGUCACCGUCGAGAAGAUCGAAUGGACCUUGAAGCACGGCGAGAAGGCUCUUGCUCCCUCGCGCCGUCCCACCAACUUCCUCAUGUCCUACAAGCGCAACAAGGUCGUCUACGAGCCCAUGGGAGUGAUAUCUGCCCUCGUGAGCUGGAACUACCCCUUCCACAACCUCAUCGGUCCCAUCAUCAGCUCCAUCUUCGCAGGCAACGGAAUCAUCGUCAAGGUCUCGGAGCAGACGGCCUGGUCAAGCCAAUUCUUCGCAAACAUUGCUCGCGGCGCUCUGGUGGCCCAUGGACACGACCCUGCCCUUGUCCAGACCAUCGUGUGCUGGCCUCAAGUCGCUGGACACCUGACAUCUCACCCGGAUAUCAAGCACAUCACCUUUAUUGGCUCCCAAUCCGUCGCCCACCACGUCGCCGCAAGCGCUGCCAAGAGCCUGACUCCCGUCGUCGCCGAGCUUGGUGGCAAGGACCCUUUCAUCAUCCUCGACUCUGCACGUAAAGACCUCAAACGUAUCGUCGAGGUCGUGCUCAGGGGCACCUUCCAGGCUGCCGGCCAGAACUGUAUCGGAAUUGAGCGUGUCAUUGCCGCCCCUGCCGUUUACGACACCCUUAUCAAGCAGCUCGAGCCUCGUGUCAAGGCUCUCCGCCUCGGUCCCGAAGCCGACGUGGGCGCCAUGAUCUCUGAUGCUUCGUUCACCCGGCUCGAGGAACUCAUCGCCGACGCCGUCUCCAAGGGCGCCCGUCUCCUCGCCGGCGGCAAGCGCUACUCCCACCCCGACCAUCCCAAGGGAUUCUACUUCCAGCCUACACUCAUCGUCGACGUCACCCCCGACAUGGCCAUUGCUCAGCACGAGUGCUUCGCUCCGGUCCUCACCGUCCUCCCUGCCAAGUCGUCCUCCCCCGAAGAUAUCCUCUCCAUCGCUAACGCCCCCAACUUUGGUCUCGGUGCUUCCGUCCACGGUUCCGAGAGCGACCGCUCCCUCCAGCCCAUCGUGCGAGGCUUGAAGGCCGGCAUGGUGGCCAUCAACGACUUCGCCGUCUACUACGCUGUCCAGCUCCCCUUCGGCGGAGUGGCCGGUUCUGGGUAUGGCCGCUUCGCCGGCGAGGAGGGCCUCCGCGGCAUCUGCAACAUGAAGAGCAUUUGCGAAGACCGCUUUGGCUGGCUGGGCAUUCGCACCGGGAUUCCCCCUCCUGCGCAGUACCCCGUUCCAAAUCAGAACAAGAGCUGGCGCUUCACGCAAGGCGUGGUCGAGUUGGGAUAUGGAGGUCUCCUGAGAAAGGCAUCCGGGCUGGGGAAGAUUCUUAGCAAUAUGUGA